GUGUUGUAGUGAGAGAGGAAGGCUGCGCAACGAGCCCAUAAAGGUUAGAGGUUAGAGAGAGCUGCUAUCAGUCUGAGUAAGAAAGUGGAAAAUCAGAAAGCUGGCUCGCAGAAGCUCUGGCUCCCAAACGGACGUUUGAAACAGCGAGAACCAAAAAUCAAAUGAGAGGCUGGACAGCUGCCUCACCUGUGUUCCCAGUCUAGAGGAUACACAGUGAAGACCAAAAGGCUCGCUCGCAGUAAAAGUUGAAGGUGAGAAAGAGCGAGAGAAGGUAGAGGAGAGCUGGCACUUGGGAGCAGAACAAAAAGCAUAUCUGGAGAGAAGCCGUGAUGGAAAACCUGCCUGUCUACCACGGACCCAUCGGCAAGGAGGAGGGGGAGAGGCGGCUGGCCCAGGACGGGAGAGAUGGGUGCUAUCUAGUCCGCAACAGUGACUCUGUGCCAGGUGUCUACUGCCUGUGUGUGCUGUACAGUGGAUACGUCUACACAUACAGGCUCCACAAGGACGACGCCGGCUCAUGGGCCGCUGAAACCACUCCUGGUGUGCAGAAACGAUAUUUCCGGCAAAUCAGGAACUUGAUAGCAGCUUUCCAGAAGCCCGGACAAGGAAUUGCCAUGCCUCUGCUCUACCCUGUCACAGCUCAGAGACGGGCACAAACACACACAGAGGCACAGACGCCCAGUAAUAGCCUGUCACCGACACACAGCAGCCCUAACGCUUACCUCCAGCAGCGGCCACCUCAUGCUGCUCAGGGACAGAAAAACAGGAACAAGAAGGAGGUGCGGCAAGCUUUCGGUUAGGGACAAACCCUAAGCUCAGUUUUGACCUAAUUAUAAACAAAGAAACUGUUGCUGUUGCAUGUCACAUGCUGUGUGUGAAGUAAAUGUCAUUUUUUUUUCCAAUUAACGAGCUCCUGUUUGUUAAAUCAAGUCAUUUAGGUUCUAGCUGUGACUCAGAUCUCACUAUCCUUCCAGCAUCUCUCGCCUUGUUUUUCUGCACAUGCGGCACAGAAAGUGCCUCAUAACUUUCAGGGAUGUAAUGUGAAAAAUUCAACUGCUGAAACAUUAAUAUCCAUCACUGCAUACGUAAGUUGACAACAAAUAUUGUGCUCUGUUUUCUUAACGCAAUUCGGUUAUGUGAAUGGCAAAGGAAAUAAAUGAUAUUGGUUGAAAUAAACUCUUUUAAAUGAGGUCACGCGUACACAGCCAUACACACCCGAGCCUCCCUGUGACAUAUAAUGUGGAACAAAAAUUCAAUUUGACAUAUUGAAGUACUGAUUUCCGUGGAGAGAAUGCUGACUGCUCGAGAGGAGGGGGGCGGGGGGCUGUCAUUCAUCUGAUUGACAUUACUGGCUCUUCAUGAAAAAAAUGAGAAAGACAGAAAGAGAAGGAAAGAGAAAGAGAGAGAGCAUCCAUUCAGCCUAGACGAUUCUUCAGUGCAGUGGUCUCCUAGCAACCGGACCCUCCAUCUUUUCACCGCUGAGAUGAGGUUGGACAGUAUCUAGCGGAGCAUAUGGUUUAGAAGGGAAGGUGCAUCGCAGCCGAUCAGCAAAGUGCUAGUCAGGAACGUAUAUCACCUGCUCACAGUCAGAACAUAUGCAUUGUGCGGCUUUGUCAUCCUCAGCCCAGGAGAGAAACACAAACAAUUAAUGGUGGGCAGAUGGUGGAGUGACGGUGGGAGGGAGGCGAGUGGGGGAUAGGCAGACGGACGGGGAGGUGGAUUAGUGGUAGCUAGAUUUAAAAAAAAAGAAGAAGAAAAACAAACAAACUUCUCUACUUUCUUUUUUAACUUUUUUUGGGGUGGGGGAGACUUGGAAGUGGUUCACAUGUAGUCUGAUUGGCAUUUCCUAAUGAGAGGAGACAAGCUGUAGAGAACAGCACAGCCAACUCCAGGUCCUGCCCCUUCUGCACUCACCACCCACUCGCUGAGCCUCAGCUGUCACAUUUCUUCUUCCCUUCCUCUGUGCUUUUUUCUUUCUCUCUCUCUCUCUCUCUCUCUCCCCCUCCUCCUUUUUCUUCUUCUUCUCCUUCUUCUUCGUCUCUUCUGACAGACGCAGGUUUCUCAUGCAUAUCUCGGUUUGAGCCAUAAUGAUGGGUGAUAAUGACAGCACAGAUUUGAAAGUUACAAACUCCCAGAAACAAGAACAAAGAGCGCACAACAAAUGUGUGGAGGAAAGGCGCAGAGACGGAGAAGACACCAGAGAGAGAGAGAGAGAGAGAGAGAGAGAGAGCGAGCGGACGCAGAGAGAAAUAAUAAGCAACAAUGCCGAUGAAAUCCCACCGUGCAAUCUGGUAAUUCACACAUAAUAACUUUAAUCAGCAUUGUAACCCAAUAAAGUCAGAUUUUUCAGCGAGAAUAUUUACUAUAGCCAUGUAUAAUUCUUUGCAAAAAUGUAACUGUUUUUCUAUUGAUUAACAAUACUGACACUUACUUAUGAACAACAGAAUUUCCAGUUGAGCACUUUUUUCAGUGUGAAAGCACUGGCUAUGUACAUUCUUGAUUUUAGUAUACACACUCAUACAAACUACUGUUGGAGCACACCAGAGGCAGAAAACCAAGAGAGGUUUCCUUCUCUAAAGGGGAGUGUCAGAGUUGACAAGGCCUCUCUUACACAAUAUGUAAACGAUAGUAUAUCCGAGGUAAACCAUGUAGGAACUCAAAUGGCAACCGGAGAGCUCUUGAUUUCGAGUCAUGAAGAGGAUUAUUCACUGGCAAUCCUAAAGUCUUCAUCUCUACAGUUCAGUGGAUUUUAACAGAGUCCAAAAUGAUGAACAGUGUUGAAACAGCAAAUGACAGACAGUCAGUCCAUCGGUCCGUCGGUGAGUCAGUUGGUCGGUUGGUCAGUCGGUCAGUCCCAGGCCAGUCAGGAUACAAAAAGCAAAGCCACAGCCAAACCAC
Messenger RNA from Epinephelus fuscoguttatus (brown-marbled grouper), 2898 nucleotides. It is a transcript of the gene sh2d1ab, whose product is annotated as SH2 domain containing 1A duplicate b. Bases 330 to 800 code for a protein of 156 amino acids. The transcript has 3 exons. NCBI's taxonomy places the organism in Eukaryota, Metazoa, Chordata, Actinopteri, Perciformes, Serranidae. The record is from RefSeq and is a predicted model, not a curated record.